Messenger RNA from Didymosphaeria variabile, 5169 nucleotides. RefSeq lists its product as uncharacterized. The record is from RefSeq and is a predicted model, not a curated record. Bases 1 to 5169 code for a protein of 1722 amino acids. The transcript is spliced from 2 exons. NCBI's taxonomy places the organism in Eukaryota, Fungi, Ascomycota, Dothideomycetes, Pleosporales, Didymosphaeriaceae. Gene Ontology annotation, cellular component: membrane.
AUGGCAAACCGCGGCAACAACGGUACCUAUGUCUCGCAGACUGCGAACAAUGCCCAGCAGCCACUUCCCGAUGGCUACUCGAAGAAGGGGGCCAGCUAUCGUCGGCCCGUCGAAGCCCAGCCUACACAUGCACCGGCGACCUCGAACGCAAUGCCCAGCAAUUCCGCUCGACCUGUAGCUGCUCCAUCUGGUGCCAAUGGCGUCUCGCGCACCUCGUCGCAUCGUCGCAGACAGAGCCAGCAUAUACCUCCUCCUACCACCGGCGCAUCAGGCGAGGCACUGCCUGCAGCCCCAGACGUUCCCCGAGCACCACCACCAGUAUCGUACAAGGAUCCGUACGCGCCUAAGAGCAGCUCGAGGGCGCCCAAUCGCUCUCACUCUGGGCGCUCUCGAGAACCGACGAUAUACAUGAAUGCGAGUCGCCAGCAGCCAAACAUCACGAUAGCUGCGGAACGGUUGCAGCAGCUGCGCUCACCGCCAUAUUCACCGCCACAAUCACUAGCGGGAGCAUCCGAAGGUGUGGCUCGGAAGAAUUCGAAGGGCCGUAGGCCAUCGGUGCCGGACAGGUCUCCACUCCAGAAGCUAGAGGGGAAGUUGGAUGACAUAAGCAAGGAGGAGAGGAGAGCGAGGAUACUGGAAAUGGAGCUGGCAGCGCAAGAGAAGGCCGAGGCGGAGAUGCGCGCGCGCCGCGUACGAGAGCGAGAGCGAGAGGCUGCGGCGAAACAGCAGCGCAAUGUGUCUGGGCCGGUGACAGGGCCGGAGCCAGCUCCCACCCGCGCGGCGAGCAAUAGGCGACAUGUCUCCAUGCCGGCGCAGAAUAAACCAAAAUCUCCCCUGCUACCGGAUGAUCUCAGCGAAUCUGAAGAUGGAUAUGGCUAUGACUUGUCUGAGCCCUGGGAUCCCUCAGGAAGCGGCGCGGGACCUGGACCACAUCGAGUACCGUCUCAGUCCAAGGGCCAACGCGUCUCAUCUGCACUGAGUCAUCAGCAGGGUCUCACUCAUGCGGAUAGAUCCGUCGGGCGCACGUCUAGUGUGAACGAGAAGGAGGUUGGAGUCUCUAGAGGAUCAGGUAGCUUUCGGGACCGAUCGGGACCAGUCAGGAAUCUGGAGAAAUCCGUGGAAAAGCUGGAACGUAAACCUGCCCCUGUACCUUCUGGUCUGGGGCUGUACGGAGUUGAAGAUGCCCCCAAUGCGUCGCGACACGUAGGCGGUGGUGUCGCUCGAUAUGACAGCAGAAAGUUGUCCAAGGAUCUCCCUCCUACUCCGAAGGACACAGUGAAGCAUGAGAAAAAGAGGGACAGUCGCGGGAUUUUCGAAGCACAAAAAGAGAUGGAACAGCAACAGAUUGACCAGAAGAACACUCUGGAUAGAGAGGACCGACUUCGGCCUCAUGGCGCAACGGCGGCGCCCGCUGCAAAUCGAAGAAGUGUUGGGUUUACCGAUUCGGCCACAGAAAUUCCACCUGCACAGCCACCAGAGGCCCGAAAUCAUAGCAUUGGCGAUGUCUUCUCGCAAGAUCACGACCCUGACAGGCGAUACGUUCCACCGCCAAUGCUAGACGAGUGGAGGAACGGCGCAAUUGGCAUGCUCGUAGAGGAAGAUCUGAACCUCGAUGCUCCUCAAAGGUCCAGCAGCACUGGUGGUAAUGGUAACAAAGCCUGGUGGGAGGAGAGUACCUCGACUCGUAGUCGCCGUUCUGGUAGCUAUGCAGAGCCUACCUACGACGGCUAUGUGGAGCCCCCCACCACACACACCACAUUCAAUCCGCCCCUAUACCUCAAAUGUGGACCACUUCUCCGCUACACGGGCCUUCGUCGAGACAAGAGUAGGAUGGGCAGAGAUCGGGAGAUAUGGCGUGGUAGCGUGAUGAUCGUGACUACCGAUGAAGGUUCCUCCUACCAAAGACCACCUACACUACGCCUCUUUACACAGCCAAUGGAUCUCCUACCACACCCGCCUGAAGACGUGGAUCCAGACAACCUGCAUCCGGCGUACGUUGAUCCACUGGAAGGUCAGGUGAAGGUGUCACGAACUGGGAAGACUCUUUACGUCAAAGCUAUCGAUGAUAUCCCCGUAGACGUUGAUCUCUCUCGUGAAGAAGGUGAAACGGGUCUAUUCUCAGAACUCCGAAGCUCCAUGAGUCCACAGAGUGCGGGGCCUCAGAAAUCAUCUCGGAUCAAGAAGCGGGACGGCGAGAAAUUAGGCAAGAUGAAGGAAAUCUCCGCCGUGAGGCUACAUGCUGAGAGGGGCGUCACAUUCUGGCGCUUCAAUCUCGAAGUCGAGCUUGGACCGAAGCAGGCGCGCAUCGCGUACAGGAUCAACCGUGGACCUGCCAUUGGCUUCUGGGUCCCUGCGAGAGGCGAAACGAUGAACAUCAUGUUCCACAGCUGCAAUGGGUUCUCGUUAAGCGUUGUUUCGAAAGAAUUUUGUGGUCCGGAUCCCAUGUGGCGAGACGUGCUGAACAACCAUCAAACCCGGCCAUUCCAUGUUAUGAUUGGCGGUGGUGAUCAAAUCUACAAUGAUGCUGCGAUGCGCGAUACAACGCUGUUCAAACAAUGGACCGAGAGUAACAAUCUCUGGCAAAAACAUCGGACUCCUUUCUCGGAAGAGCUGCAGAACGAGCUAGAACAGUUCUAUUUGGAUCGUUAUUCAAUGUGGUUCUCUCAAGGUCUCUUCGGACUGGCGAACUCUCAGAUUCCCAUGAUCAACAUCUGGGACGAUCAUGACAUUAUCGAUGGAUAUGGCUCCUAUCCACACCAUUUCAUGGAGACGCCUGUGUUCACAGGACUUGGUGCAGUCGCCUUCAAGUACUACAUGCUUUUCCAACAUCAAUCUAUUCCAACCGAAACACGGGCAACGGAGCCUUCGUGGGUUCUUGGUGCUCGUCCAGGACCUUACAUCAAAGAGCAAUCUCGAAGUGUUUUCAUGCAGCUUGGCAGAGAAGUAGCAUUCCUGGGCCUUGACUGCCGCACUGAGCGCCAACGAAACGAGAUCAUUACAGAAGAAUCAUACGACAACAUCUUCGAUCGUCUAGAGGAAGAGAUUAUUCAAGGCGAGACCAAGCACUUGAUAGUUUUGCUUGGCGUUCCCAUUGCGUAUCCUCGAUUGAACUUUCUUGAAAACAUCCUGACCAGCAGGCUCAUGGACCCCGUUAAAGCACUGGGACGCAUGGGUCUUCUAGGUGGUUUCGUGAAUAAGUUCGAUGGUGGGGUCGAAAUCCUCGAUGAUCUUGACGACCACUGGACGGCAAAACACCACAAGGAUGAGCGCAAUUGGUUUAUACACGAGUUACAGCACAUUGCACGCACUAAGUCAGUCCGUGUUACUAUCCUUGGUGGCGACGUUCACCUGGCUGCUGUUGGUCAGUUCUAUUCCAACAAGAAGCUGAAUAUUCCGAAGGAUAAGGAUCAUCGCUAUAUGCCAAACGUCGUCUCUUCCGCUAUUGUCAAUACACCUCCUCCUGAGAUUAUGGCGGACAUCAUCAACAAGCGUAACAAAGUGCACCAUCUUAAUGCGGACACAGAAGAAAACAUGAUUCCACUCUUCACGCACGAUGUUGAUGGCAAGAAAAGAAACAAUGUCCAUUUGCUUCAACGUCGAAACUGGUGCAGUCUGCGAGCGUACAAUCCGGGAAGUACACCGCCAGAUACGCCACCUGCAUCGCCAGGCGCAGAUGGACCCAGGCUUACAAGGACCCUAUCGGAUUACACCCCUGGUAAAAUGGUCCGCCGUUUGAGUGGAACUGGUGGCAGACGACAGGAGCGGGGUCCUCCUAUUUCCUACUACAACAAUCCAGCGAAUACUGCUGCGCAUGACCGUCAAACGCAACCUCAGUCAUCGUUCUCACCUGAACGACCUGAGCGCCCUCGUUCUCGGCGAAACUCACUCACGUCACUCUUCAAGCGAAGAGCUUCGGUCGACAGUGUCAAUGCUCCCGGGUCAACACAUAGUGUACCGACACAACGUCCUUCGCUUGCUGGCGAUUCACCUGGCGGUCCACCUAGCUUCUAUCGUCGUCCAAGCGUUUUGAGUAGGAAGGGAGUAAGGCGCGAAGGAGAGCCCAUUAACCUGGCGGGCGGCCUCGAUAUCUGUCUCAAUUUGGAAGUUUCGCAACACGAUCCUGCCGGGAUCACAACGCCUUACCGCCUGCUCGUGCCUGCGCUGGACUAUACCGCCCCUGAAGCCGGUAAUGAGGAAGAGAAAGAACGACGCAAAUCUCGUAUUAGCAGCGUUUUUGGAGUCUUUGGCGGGAAGCGACGUCCUCGUCGUACAGUAGGCGAUGACGGAUAUUCACACACUGAAGGAUCGGAGAGCGAGAGCGGUAGCGAAGAGGAAAUGGAUGAGGAGGAUCGCGCACGUCAGAGGUACAAAGUGGGCCCGAGGAUCAUCAUCCCAGGCUUUACAAACCGCAAGCGCGCUUCCUCUCAAUUCCAACCUCCUUCUCAUGCUGACCCUCAUACUCCAACAGAUACAGGACCCGCGCUCGGCCGCGCCGCACCAAGCGACCCUCAAAACCGCCGACAAAGCGUAGAUAUCGGAUCCUCACGUCAUGCGCCUAGCGCCCCGCCGCCUUCUGCAUGGGAGUCUGUGGCGGCCCAGCGACAGCGGCACGUCAGCGCUCCCGUCGCUACCUACAACAAUGUUCAGACGCAAACCGCCGCUCUUCCGUCGCGAUCAGGCUCCUCCCGGCUACCCAACACCAACGCAUCCCAUUCAUCACAAUUACCGCAGCGACGCUCAGAGGAGCAAUCUUAUCCUCAACCUCAGGAUCCAGACUCCAAGGUCAACAGGCGCAGCAUGGGCGGCAUCCUUAAUCAGCACCGUGGCGAGAGAUUCGAGCAUGAGGCGCAUGUCCUUGCGCACACAUCCAGUCGCUCCAAGCGCGAUAGCUAUCCGCCGCAUCCGGCUAUCGUGGGAGCGGGGCCUGAGAGCCCGUACUCGAGACGCGACAUGCAGGCAAGAGACGACACUGGCGGCGACGGGUACUUUGCGCAGGGAGCGAGGAAUGGGUCCGCGGGCGUGGGGGCGAGGUAUCUAGGCAGAGGGAAGUAUGCGGAUAGCGAUGAGGAGGAUAGUGAAGAUGGAAGGAGUUAUCGCACGGGCGAUGAUGGGGAGAGCGUGGAGAGCUUUGUGCCGCCGAAGAAGAGUAAGUUCAAAUUCUGGAAGUAA